This is a messenger RNA of Phytophthora sojae, 1182 nucleotides long. RefSeq lists its product as hypothetical. Bases 1 to 1182 code for a protein of 393 amino acids. Lineage: Eukaryota; Oomycota; Peronosporomycetes; Peronosporales; Peronosporaceae. The record is from RefSeq and is a predicted model, not a curated record. The transcript has a single exon.
AUGCAGCUUUGGGGGCGUCUCUCCAUCUUCGCGGCUUUGCUGCUCUCCGGGGCCACCGCGUUGAAUCUGGAAGGCUUCACGGGUCAUGAGCUGAGCCCAUACAUUGACACAGUGCUCCCGCCAGACCGAGUGGAGUCGUCGUCGCCGAUCAUCCAGGGAGCUUGCUAUUCGCCGUUCCACAACUCGGAGUACCCGCUGAAUGGAGGGAGCGCUGCGGGGCUGGACCCGGCCAUGGACACGGACUUCAGCAUCAUGAAGAACUACGUCUCGGUAGUACGCACCUACUACUCCAGCUUCUACGGCUACCCGGUCGCUCCUUACGCUGCGAAGUACGGCGUCUCGCUCUACCUGGGCGUGUUCAUGACGGACGAGAGCUGGUACGACGAUCAAGUGAACGCUGCGGUUGCUGCGGUCAAGAACUACCCGAACACCAUCAAAGCCAUCCUCGUGGGCAACGAGAACAUCUAUCCGGCUGGCCCGUACUCGCCUGCUGAGGUCCUGCGUCGCGUUAACGCCCUUCGUUCGCGGAUCUUGAGCGAGACUGGGCGUACGGUGAACAUCGGCACGGUACAGCGUCACAAUGAGUGGAUGGAUAGCAGCACUCGAUCCGCCAUGCUAGCGCUCGCCGACGGCUGCGAUAUCCUGGGCGUUAACAUUUACCCCUUCUUCGACGCCUCGUACACUGCAAGCAACCCGCUGGCCAUGCUCAACGGCGCCUGGAACAACAUGCUGACCGUUUAUCCAUCGGACAAGGUUCGCCUGACGGAGAUUGGGUUCCCGACUGCUGGUGCGCCGCCAUCCUUCGCACCGUACAACGUACCGAGCGUCGCCAACUCCAUCGCCUUUUACGAGGCUUUCCUGCAGUGGGCGCCUGACAGUGGCGGCCAGGAAGUCUUCUGGUUCAUGUUCUUUGACCGUCGACCUGAUGACAACACCAUGGGGAUUGAGCUCGAAAAAUACUUUGGCUGGUACACGUGGAACCGAGUGGCCAAGGCGUCGUCAGGCUACCCGAACUUGGUGACAGCGACUACAACCACUGCAACCUCAGCUCCAACUUCAGCACCAACGUCAGCACCAACGUCAGCACCAACUUCAGCCCCAACUUCGGCUCCAGCUACCGUAACCACCAGCGCCGGCACUUCGGCUCAGGUGUGCCGCGUCCACAAGGUCUACAAGAAAUAA